Molecule: messenger RNA, 771 nt
Organism: Punica granatum (pomegranate)
Lineage: Eukaryota; Viridiplantae; Streptophyta; Magnoliopsida; Myrtales; Lythraceae
Source: RefSeq, a predicted model, not a curated record
AUGAUUUACGAAGUCAAAGUGGAGAAAAAGUCCAUCGACUCUGAGAAUUCCCGUGGAUCUGGUAUCAGCUGUCCAGAUGGAACCGUUCCGAUACGAAGAACCACAAAAGAAGAUCUAAUAAGGCAAAAAUCAUCAGUACGCCCUCAAGAUUACGAUCCUUUUUCCUCUAAGGAUCCGAACACUUACUAUGCAGUUCUGAAGUUAAAAAAGCUUGACCGACCAUAUAUUUUCGCUAAAGGAUCUCUUAAUUGCCAAAAUCCAAAAGCUGAUUCUGGGGAGGCAAGUGGUGCUCAGAUUUGGGUAUACGGCGGAGAUGGCAAUUACAUCAGUGCUGGGUGGAUGGUGAACCUCGAUUUGUACGGAGAUUAUCUCACGCGCUUCACUGCUUUUUGGAAGGAUCAGGAAACGAAGAACUGGUGGUUAGCUACGGGAAAGGACUUGGUACCCAUCGGGCACUGGCCUAAGGAGUUAUUCUCCCAUCUUGGCAAUGGGGCCAGCUACAUUGCCUAUGGAGGCAUCACAAAAGCCGUACCGACUCGUGUCACCCCGCCGAUGGGAUCGGGAAUAGCAGAUAGCAACUUCUAUCACACCGCCUAUUUCCAGCAUAUCCAAUACAAAACCGACCCAAACAUAUUGGAAACACCUCUCUGGUCCCAGACGGAGAUCCAUGUUGAUUGUCCCAAUGUCUAUACAGUGCAACAUCCAUGUAAGAUUAAGCCCAAGGGUCCGAAUUUCGCCUUCAUGUACGGAGGCACCCCAGGAGUUUGUUGA